CGUCAGUAGUUGUAUUAUGAGAUAUUCAUUCAGAAUGCAAUGUUUCUGUUUAGUAAUAAACAAUGUUGGUCUUAGUUUGUUUCGCAAUAUUGACGACGAUUAACACAUGUGUUGGAAUUCUUUGUCCGAAACAAUGUGACUGUGAUAUGGACGAUGGAUUAAACAGAGCUACAUGUGUGGACCAAAACAUUGUAAGUGUAGAUGUGGGUGUGCCCAAAGAGGUGCAAGUUUAUAGUUUAAGCCGCAAUGUUAUAAGUGAGCUGGAAAACUUUUGUUUUAAGGAGGUUGGUUACACAAAUCUUAGAAUAUUGGAUUUAUCGUAUAACCUUAUAUUUUGGAUUGGAUUACAUGCAUUUUCUGGCUUAGAUAAGUUAACGAACUUGGAUCUUAGUAACAAUAGACUGAGGUUUAUACCUUCAGAUUUAUUUUGGGACACGCCACAACUUUAAAUAUUAGACUUGUCAUCAAACGUUUUUGAACAUUUGAAUAAUGAACCGUUUAUAAUUCACACAAAGUUGCAAGUGUUAAAUCUCAACAAUUGCCGUAUAAAAUUUUUACCAGAGCGCCUGUUUAACAGACUGCCUAAUUUGAAACAGAUAGAUCUCAGUGAGAAUUACGUCGUCACCUUAAAUUUAGACGUGCUUCGACCGUUAAGAAAACUAGAGAGAAUAAAAUUAAGAAAUGAAUAUUGGCAAUGCAAUCCAGAUUUCAUCGCGGUCGAAACGUGGAUUACUUCGCACCAUAUCAAAUACGAAAAACAAUGCACUAAAAAAGUUCCUAAAAUGUCUGAAAAGAUGAUUUCAUUGGUUGUUGAAAGAGAAUCCGUCGAUGUUAAUAAAGUAUGGAACGUGACAGUCGAAAAAAAUAAUUCUCGCACAGAAGUUGAACCAAACAAAACGAAACCGAUGACGCCUUUUGAAAAAUUUGACCGAGAUUUUUCAGCUGUCCAAGCCUUUGUUAUCGGCCUCGAAAUAGGCCUGGCAAUAGGUGUAGUCUUUACUUAUAUUUGGUUGGUUAGAUUUUGUAGUUGCAAGUCAGUCUUUUGUCGCAGGCCCCAAACACGACGACAGCGUCGGAUUCAAAGAGUUGACGGGGACAUGAGAGCUAACUUACUUUGGAAUAACGUUACAAACCCUGAUUUAGAAACUCCGCCACUUAUUCGAAGACAAUUAUCAUUACCAGAUCGAAGUCCACCCUUUCCUGCAAUGAACAUAGCCGGUUUACAAGUUGAUGCAAUACGUGUACAUAGAGCAGAAACGCCUCCACCUCCUUAUAACGAUUGUCGUUUAAAUAUAUAAUUACUUGUUUUAAAGGCCGAAAAAAGAUCAUAUUUUAUUACAAUAAUUUUGUGCUGGCAACUUCAAUCUUUCUGAUAUUUACUAUUUAUGACGAAUCGCAGAAAUUAUGGAAUAUGUGUAAUAUAGAUAAGAAGUUUUGUUGCAAUUGAAUCGGAAAUUCGACUUUAGAAAAUCGAUGAUCUUCGAAUUGACGAAUCUUAAUUAGGGUUCCAUAAGAUAGGUUUUGCCGUCGGAUUAGCUUUGUUUAACGGAUAACCUAAAAUUCGUAAAAUUUUCACCUCUUACUUUCUUUCUAUGUUUUUUGCCCGACAUGGCAAUAAUAAUGUUACUACAAAUACAUCUUUGAUAAAUAUUUCAUAUUUAUCUCGCAUAUAAAUGUCUUUAGUAAUAUUGAUUAUACGAUCAGUUAGAAUUAUUUUUGUAAUUUCAUUUAAAAAAAUAUUAUAAACCACGUCUGAUAUUUCAUUUAUAUCAAGAGAUCAAUUCUCUGUUCAGUUCAGAAUUCAAAUGAAUUGACUUGAAAUGUGUAAUGGAGUUGAGUCGAAAUUGAACUCGCUUCCUAAUACAGG
Messenger RNA from Nymphalis io (European peacock), 1867 nucleotides. Its product is annotated as leucine-rich repeat-containing protein 38. Gene Ontology annotation, molecular function: protein binding. NCBI's taxonomy places the organism in Eukaryota, Metazoa, Arthropoda, Insecta, Lepidoptera, Nymphalidae. The transcript has 3 exons. The record is from RefSeq and is a predicted model, not a curated record.